This is a messenger RNA of Melozone crissalis (California towhee), 1431 nucleotides long. RefSeq names its product NIMA related kinase 6 (gene NEK6). The coding region runs from base 94 to 1038 and encodes 314 amino acids. The transcript is spliced from 10 exons. Gene Ontology annotation, biological process: protein phosphorylation. The record is from RefSeq and is a predicted model, not a curated record. Lineage: Eukaryota; Metazoa; Chordata; Aves; Passeriformes; Passerellidae. Gene Ontology annotation, molecular function: ATP binding; protein kinase activity.
CGCUCGGUCCUGCGGGGCUCCCGCGCCCCCGCGCCGGCACCGCCGCGCCUCCGCCGCGCCGCAGAGCCGAGAGGCAGAGUUUGGUAUGAUACCAUGGAAGGGCAGCACAACCAUCCUCAUCAUCUAGGGGACCAGAACAACCCUCUGUGCAAGCUGCCAGGGCAGGAAUUCCAGCAUGAUCCUCAGAGACAUUUAACGUCGUACCCGUAUCGCUGCACCUUGGCAGAUUUUCAGAUUGAGAAAAAGAUCGGCCGAGGCCAGUUCAGCGAAGUUUACAGAGCUACUUGUCUGCUGGACAGGAAACCUGUGGCUCUGAAGAAGGUGCAGAUUUUUGAAAUGAUGGAUGCCAAGGCAAGGCAAGAUUGCAUUAAAGAAAUUGACCUCUUGAAGCAACUGAACCACCCCAACAUAAUUAAGUAUUUGGAUUCUUUCAUUGAAGACAAUGAACUCAACAUUGUCCUGGAGCUGGCUGAUGCUGGGGAUCUCUCUCAGAUGAUUAAGUAUUUUAAAAAGCAGAAACGGUUAAUCCCGGAAAGGACGGUGUGGAAAUAUUUUGUGCAGUUAUGCAGUGCAGUGGAACACAUGCACUCCCGCAGGGUGAUGCACAGAGACAUAAAACCAGCCAACGUGUUUAUAACAGCCACAGGGGUGGUGAAGCUGGGAGAUCUUGGAUUAGGCCGGUUUUUUAGUUCUAAAACCACUGCAGCACAUUCCUUAGUGGGAACUCCCUACUAUAUGUCCCCAGAGCGAAUACACGAGAACGGCUAUAACUUUAAAUCUGAUAUCUGGUCUUUGGGCUGUUUACUGUAUGAGAUGGCAGCUCUGCAAAGUCCCUUCUAUGGAGAUAAAAUGAACCUGUUUUCUCUUUGCCAAAAAAUUGAGCAAUGUGACUACCCACCUCUUCCAGCUGAACAUUAUUCUGAAAAGCUGCGGGAGCUGGUGAGCAUGUGCAUCUACCCCGACCCAGACCAGAGGCCCGACAUCAGCUACGUGCACCAGAUAGCCAAACAAAUGCACGUGUGGACCUCGAGCACAUGAGCCAGAGCCGGCACAGCUCAGUCUUACUUGAAUUCUUUUCCUCAGCUGAACGCGACUGGUGCCAGGUCACACAGGUGGGAGGUUGAGCACUCGCAGCAGAGGCUCCAUUGUUUGCAGGUUAUUUGACAAGGACUCUUACAGGUGGUUGUGCUUUAACGUGAAGAUUCUGUGAGGUAUUGCAAGUGAUUCUUUUUAUUUUUUAUUUUUAAGGCAAAUAAUGUUACGGAUGUAGAUCAUUUAAGGGUCCUUUCUUAAAACUGUCGUGUGUAAUCUAGGAUAGCAGCUACUACCGAGGGCUCAGCGUUUGCCAGACCUUCUAUCUUAACUGUAAUGUGAAAUAUUGAAAUAAUUCCUUCAGUGAAAUCACUUUAUACUAAUGUAAGGAUUACCAUA